UUAAGCCCAAAAACCCAUCGACGAAACCAGUCUCGUUCUCUCUCUUCGUUCCCUCGGCCGACCGGGAGAACUCAGUCGAAGCUGAUACGGAUCCAAAUCUUCUCAUAUUCAACGAACGUUGUAGCCACAGUCAUUCACAGAAUAUAAUUUUCUUUCAAUUUCUCAGCGGCGAAACAGAUCGUCACUGCACUCGCUCGGGCACGAUCUGCAAUUUUAUUGGAUUGGAUCCACAAGUGUUCCGGGGUAGACAAGUAGAAAGGAAACUAUGAUCGGGGUAGGGAAGAUCAAGCAAUACUCUAACGUGCUUGACAAACCCCUUAGCAAGGGCAAACAGGAGGUCAGUUUAAGUGCUUUCGCAUUCUUGUUCUCAGAGCUUGUUCAGUACAAUCAGACACAGGUUGACAACAUUGCUGAAUUGGAACGGAGGCUUGAGGAUGCUGGGUAUGCUGUUGGUGCUCGAGUUUUAGAACUUCUUUGCCAUAGGGAUAAGGGGAACAGAAGAGAAACAAGAUUGUUGGGUAUUUUAUCUUUUGUACACAGUACCGUAUGGAAGGUGCUAUUUGGAAAGGUUGCUGACUCACUUGAAAAGGGCACUGAACAUGAAGAUGAAUACAUGAUCAGCGAAAAAGAGCUCCUUGUGAAUAGAUUCAUUUCAAUUCCAAAGGACAUGGGUACAUUUAAUUGUGGGGCAUUUGUUGCUGGAAUUGUAAGAGGUGUUUUGGACAGUGCAGGUUUUCCAGCAGUAGUUACAGCUCAUUUUGUACCCGUCGAAGGUCAGCAACGACCACGAACGACCAUUUUGAUAAAGUUUGCUGAAGAGGUUCUAGUGAGAGAAGCAAGGUUAGGUUGAUGUUUGUCGCAGAUCAUCACCGUGUGUUUCUUGUCAACACGCUGCGACAUAUUCAAUGAUGCGAAUCUUGAACCAGUCAGCUGCAAUCGUGAAUUUUUACAACCAAAUACUGUCGAUCAUCCUUGUGGGACUUUGAGCUCUCUUUGAUUUAUUCCAAUAUUUGCACAUUAACUCAUGGAGAUUGUUAUUUACUGAUAGUGAUUAUGAAAAGGUCGCUGAUGUAGAGUACAUGUUGCAUCAGUUGGUGUUUCGAUGGGUUUGAAUGGAUUGUUUAACUAGAGGAUAUUGGCAGAUAAAUAUGUAUUUAAACUUUACAGUCAGUCAAGUGAUCCUUCCGGGCGGAAA
This is a messenger RNA of Tripterygium wilfordii, 1195 nucleotides long. Its product is annotated as trafficking protein particle complex subunit 5. The transcript has 9 exons. Gene Ontology annotation, cellular component: TRAPPII protein complex; TRAPPIII protein complex; TRAPPI protein complex. The record is from RefSeq and is a predicted model, not a curated record. NCBI's taxonomy places the organism in Eukaryota, Viridiplantae, Streptophyta, Magnoliopsida, Celastrales, Celastraceae. The coding region runs from base 266 to 850 and encodes 194 amino acids. Gene Ontology annotation, biological process: endoplasmic reticulum to Golgi vesicle-mediated transport.